This is a messenger RNA of Didymella exigua CBS 183.55, 2898 nucleotides long. Its product is annotated as Sec34-domain-containing protein. The coding region runs from base 1 to 2898 and encodes 965 amino acids. The transcript has 3 exons. Lineage: Eukaryota; Fungi; Ascomycota; Dothideomycetes; Pleosporales; Didymellaceae. Gene Ontology annotation, biological process: cytoplasm to vacuole targeting by the Cvt pathway; intra-Golgi vesicle-mediated transport; Golgi organization. Gene Ontology annotation, cellular component: membrane; cis-Golgi network; COG complex. The record is from RefSeq and is a predicted model, not a curated record.
AUGGAGGGAGAGUCGUGGUACAAUUCGCUGGUGCCUCGCGUCGUCGCCAGGGACGAGCCGUCGCCGCCGCCGCCGCCGCCGCCGCCGCCGCAGCAGCAGCAAGCGCACCGCCGCCGCGAGAGCCUGCUGCGCCAGCCCAACGAGAGCAACGCUGACGUCGCGCGCGCAGGAGGCAUCCCCGAGGCCGCAGAGGCGUCCGACGCCCCCGCGACGCUCCAUGGCCCCCCGCGGCCCUCGGUCGCGCGUCGCGCCAAGUCCCACAGCGACUUCUACUCGGCCAAGCGGGAGACGGCGCUGGCGCGACACGGGUCGCGCGAGAAGAUGGGCAGCGGGCUCGACCUGCCCGACGUCGGCAGGAAUAUGGCCAGCGAGCUCGAGUCCGCCGGCGUCGGCAGGAACAUGGCCAGCGGGCUCGACCUGCCCGACGUCGGCAAGAACAUGGCCAGCGAGCUCGACCUGCCCGACGUCGGCAAGAACAUGGCCAGCGAGCUCGACUUCGCCGCCUGGUACGCCGGCGUCGGCGACGCGCUGCUCGAGGCCAGCCACGACGCGUACAGCGCCCACCAGACCCGGCUGCGCCUGACGCGCAGCCACCUCGGCAACAUCAUCGCCGACACCAACGCGACCCUCGCGACCCUCGCGACCCUCUCCGACGCCUUUCGCACCGUCGAGGCCCAGACGACCGCUUUCCGCGAGCAGUGCGAGGGCUUGAUCGCCGACCAGACGCGCAUCACAAAGGUCGCAGACGACAUGGAGCAGAACCUGCGCUACUACGCCUAUCUCGAGCCGACCACGAAGCGCCUCAGUGCCCCCGGGGCAAGCAAGACGGUGCGCGGGAGCGACUUUGCCGACAUGCUGGCCAAUCUCGACAGCUGUCUCGAGUACAUGCAGCUCCACGCCAACCACCGCGAGGCCGAGACGUACCGUGCAAAGUACAAGCUGCAGCUCACCCGCGCCCUGACGCUCAUCCGCGUGCACUUUACCGAAGCACUGCGCGAGAUCGCCGCAGACGUCGCCAAGAGAAUCGCCGACCGCCAGCUAAACGACACCACCAUGUCUGCGCUGCUGUACGCAAAGUUCCGCGUCGGCGCCCCGGAGCUGAAGACGCUGGCCCUGGAGAUACAGAAGCGGGCAGUCGUGCCCGCAGGCGCCGCGCCAGGCGCAGAGGCCGAGUACCAGAGCCUGGCCAACGAGCUGUACCAGAGCUACUCGGCCACCCGCGGCCGGCUCAUGUUGCCCGUCGUGGCCAAGAAGAUGAGCGAGAUGGCGCUGGCGCCGAGCACGUCCAAGGACCUGGUCGCCUUUGCUCGCAGCAGCAUCAGCUACAUCCGUGGCAUAUGCAUCGACGAGCACCAUCUAUGGCGCGAGUGGUUCGACGGCGACGGCGGCAUGUACGACUUCCUCGACGCCAUGUGCGAGCCCCUCUACGACCACCUGCGCCCGCGCACCAUCCACGAGACUGAGAUUUUGAAGCUCUGCGAACUGUGCACGCUUCUGCAGACCCGCUACAUGGACGACGACGACGACGACGGCGACGACGACGGCGACGACGACGGCGACGGCGGCGACGAAGAGUCACCAGUGGAAGCCAACAAGCUCGACUUUUCUCUCCUGGUCCAUCCGGCGCUCCAAGACGCGCAGAACAGGCUCGUCUUCCUGUCUUUGGCCGUUUUGCGAGACGACAUUGAACGCUACAAGCCGAAGCCAGAAGACCUCGACUACCCUGCGACGAACAGGAAGCUGGCCGGCCAGGGCGCCAAGCCAAACCAGCCGGUGCUCUCAGGCAGGAAGCAGGCGAGACCAGACAUCCCGCCCACGCCCAUGGUUGUAGAGGAAGACGAUGCAGCUUCGCGUUGGAGCUUCAGUACGGAAGCUGCCUUCAAAGACUGGUAUCCCACGCUGCGGAAAGCCAUCUGGCUGCUCAGCAAGAUCUACCGUCUGGUCCACUCCUCGGUCUUUGAUGAUCUGGCGCAUCGCAUCGUCCACGGCACGACCAUGUCGCUGGCACAGGCGAGUGCGUUCAUCUCCAAAUCGGCGUCACCGACAGACGCGGCGCUCUUCCUCAUCUCACAUCUCCUGCUGCUCAAGCAGCAAAUUGUGGCGUUUGACAUUGAGUUUGUGACGCCAGAGACGGACAUCAAGUACGACAUCUGGAGCGUCACAAACACCUUUUGGGAGCUGCGCGAGCGAGGCGGCCUGUUCAACCCCCGCAACCUAGUCGGCCUGCUCAUCCCCAAGGUCGUCGACAACAUGCUCGACGCCAAGGCCGAAGUAGACGCACGACUACGGCAGGCCAUCAACGACUUCACCGGCCAGUUUGUCGCGCGCAUGGUCGCCCCCAUUGACGCAAAGGGCAGCAAGAAGCUCCCAGUCGCCGAGGCUCCCGCGCGCACGGCCAAGAUGCGGCAGAACAUGGAGCAGGAGACGCCGUUUCUGCGCGCCAAGCUCGAAGAGUACAUCACGGACGCACGCACCCGCGAAAUGCUGGUAGCCGCCGUCAUCGAGUCCGUCACCCAGACCUACGAAGACUGGUUCGACACAUCCUACACCCCCUCUGUGAACGGCACGAACGGGACGGCACGGAGCGGAAAGGGCAAGGGCCGGGAAGACGGCGUCUGGGACCCUGACGUCUUCAACGAGUGGUGCGCAAAUACCUUUCGCGUUGGCACGCUUGGUCUCGGCAUUGUCGACGGCGACGCAGAUGGCGAUGCAGACGGCGAUGCAGACGGCGAUGCAGAUGGCGAUGCAGAUGGCGAUGCAGACGGCGAUGCAGACGGCGAUGCAGACGGCGAUGCAGACGGCGAUGCAGACGGCGAUGCAGACAGCAUGGGCGCCGUUAGUGAAAGGACCGGCACAAUGCGCACAGGCACUACAGGCAGAGGCUUGAGCAUCAGGUAG